Plasmodium gonderi is the source of this 1170-nucleotide messenger RNA. RefSeq names its product sporozoite invasion-associated protein 2. The record is from RefSeq and is a predicted model, not a curated record. The coding region runs from base 1 to 1170 and encodes 389 amino acids. NCBI's taxonomy places the organism in Eukaryota, Apicomplexa, Aconoidasida, Haemosporida, Plasmodiidae. The transcript has a single exon.
AUGAAAGUGCAGUGCAAAAAUUAUUACUAUCUUCUUAGCGUUCUAUUUUUUAUAAAUGAAUUUCAGCUGUGCUUAUCGCAUGAAAUGGAGCAAAUCCCCAGUGAGUUUCCAUUCUUAAAACUUGGUGAUUAUACUCCCUCCUUACAGGAGUUAUUCGGAUCUAGUAUUGAAGAAGUUCUAACAUCAAUUCAUGAUUAUACAACAGAUGAAGAAGAAGAUGAUAACCAUAUAAAAAGUAAUAUUGAUUAUAAUAGUAAUACAGAUAAAGUAGAUUCAAUACAUAAUACAAAUCCUGAACUAGACAGUUUUGAUGAGUUAGUUGACGAAAUAGAUAAUGCUAAAAAGAUAAAAAAAUGUCUUCAAUUAAAUAUACACAAACGUCGCAGACGGGGUAGUUUUGAUGAUCUCAGCGACUAUGAAAAUUCUGAUGAAACAACAAAUAUAGAAGAACAAGAAAAUGAGGAAGACGAGGAUAUGGAUGAACAAUUUGAAAUUAUCUAUCACCCUUUUUAUCCUAAUAUGGAAAAAUUCAUGUCAAAUAAUAAUGAACAUCAUAAUAAUACUACAGGGGACGGCACGUUUUCAAAGGAAGAACUUGAACUAUAUGAUUCUGAACAAGGAAUAAAUUUGGGCAAACUUGAAUUUUUUGGUUUAAAUAAAAUAAAUUCAAAAAGAAGCAAUAAUUACAAUUCACACAGAACACAGACUGAAACUAAUUCGUCGAACGAUAAAACAAAUUCAAAAGAUUCGCAUGAAAAUAUAAAAUCAGAAAAAAGAAAACAAAGAAAAUAUAAACAUAUGCAAAAGAAUCCCCUUGAAAAUUUUUCUAUUUCACCAACAUAUGAUGAUUUCCUUAUAAAUCAGAAUUUAAAAGACCAUGAAAUGACACAAUUAAUGUUACCUGGAGAGCAUUUCUUACUCGAUUCGAGUUUCCAUAGAGUAGUAAAAUACACAAAUGUUAGAUUAUAUAUAUUGAAACUUAUAUAUAUGAACCUAAAAAACAUAGAUCCUGCAAACAAAGAAUAUUUAAUAAAAAACAAAUUUGAAGUUGAACUUUUUGUUAAAAAAGUAUUACGUGAAAACUAUAUAUGUUUUACUCAUUUACAAGAAGAACGUUUGUUAAGUGAUGUCCAUGCUUUCAUAAAUAAAGCUAUAAAUAAAAUAACUUAA